AUGGAACCACUGAUUGAAAACCUGGUCAUCUUUGGCAUCGUCGGCGCGAUACGCACGACCCAGUGGCUGUAUUCUACGCACGAAGAACGAAUCAAUCGAGAGGUGGAACACAUCCGGAUGUAUUUGAAACGAUGCGGGGAUAAGAUGAAAGGUUUGAAAGGAUUUGAUUUAUCCUUCGAGGAGGUGUUAGGGGACGUCUCAACGGCGAACAAAUGUUUAGAAAGCGACGGGUUGGGAAACUUACUGGACGAUAAAAAGUUUAGGUUGCGAGUGACGCCGGUGUUUCGAGGGAACGGGAACGUGUUCGUGAAGCUGCUGAAAUAUAACAGCUCGUUUGCGUACGCGUUCGGGAACGUGGAAUUUGAUUUCGAGCUGGUCAAGAGAAGGAAGGACAAAGAGGAAAAAGAGGAGGAAAAGAGAGAGUGGGAGAAGCGAGAGGAAGGCGGAUUUGUUCGAUCAGUGGCCGCCACGAGAGAGGGGGAGAGCGAUGUAGACGACGACGACGUGGAUGGAAACGAAGAGUUUGAACACGUGCACGUCGUCCGCCGAUGUUCGAUUGAGACGUUUUAUCGCGUGGUCGUUCCGGCGUUGCGACAAAUCUCCGAAAAGUACGAGAACAGAGAAAACGAAGAAACGAGAAGACUAUUAGAAGUAGAAGAUGUAACCACCACUCGCACGGACCGAGGUGUCACCGGCGAAGAGUGCUCGAUAUGCCUCGACGCGAGUUUAGAAGUCAUCGCGAGGUGCGGCCACGGGUUUUGUCAGGAAUGUUACGCGCGGUGGUUACGACGAUCUGGAACGUGCGCGUUGUGUCGCGAACGAUUACCGACCACCGACCACGGCGGCGCGUUCAGUUUAGUCUCCUUCAGCGAAAUUUCCACAGAAGUUCCUUUAUCCGCUUCUUUUUCGCAAACCAAUCAUCGUGGCGACGCAGAAGACGAAGAAGAAGAACCAGAAGAGGAAACGCUCGAGAAUUUCCAAAUCUGUUUCGGCAACGAAGCUUCGUUGGAGUGGUUGAAACACCGGUUGAGUACGUUCGACGUCGUGUGUGAACAAGACGUGAGCGCGUUUCGGAAGUUUAAACAGACUCUUUUCAUUAACAAAAGAUAG
Molecule: messenger RNA, 1110 nt
Organism: Bathycoccus prasinos
Lineage: Eukaryota; Viridiplantae; Chlorophyta; Mamiellophyceae; Mamiellales; Bathycoccaceae
Exons: 1
Coding region: 1-1110 (369 amino acids)
Source: RefSeq, a predicted model, not a curated record